GGGCGCCAGGGCUCUGCUCCGCAGCCAGCGGGGUCUGCGGCGCGACCCUGCGUCCCCUGGCUCGCUGACUGCGCGGAGGACAGAGGGCGGACGCGCGGGCCCGGAGGCCGGCACCCGAGGAGCCGGAGAGGGCGGGCGCGCUGCUGGUGCGCCGCCGGCGGGCGCUGGUGGGAGCGGAAGCCGGGCCCGAGGAGGGACCGACCUGAGCCCAGACUGGCUGAAUUGGGAUCAUGGGCAGAGACCAGUGCACGCCGUUGGGCCCUGCCCUGCAGCGGUGGCUGCUGCCGGUGGCCCUGACAGUGGGACUCCUGGCCCACAACAGCCUGGCGGGUGUGAAGAAGUUUGAUGUGGCCUGUGGAGGGCGAGACUGCAGUGGCGGCUGCCAGUGCUACCCUGAGAAAGGAGGGCGGGGUCAGCCAGGGCCAGUGGGCCCCCAGGGCUACACGGGGCCCCCAGGGCUGCAAGGAUUCCCAGGACUGCAGGGCCGCAAAGGUGACAAGGGUGAAAGAGGCGCCCCCGGGAUCACAGGGCCGAAAGGCGACGUGGGAGCAAGAGGCGUUUCUGGAUUCCCUGGUGCUGACGGAAUUCCUGGACACCCUGGGCAAGGUGGGCCCAGAGGACCACCUGGCUACGAUGGCUGCAACGGGACCAGGGGAGACGUGGGCCAGCAGGGACACCCCGGCUCCGAGGGCUUCCCUGGACCUGCCGGGCCCCAAGGACCCAAAGGGCAGAAAGGUGAACCUUACGCGUUGUCUAAAGAGGACCGCGACAAAUACAGGGGUGAACCUGGAGAACCUGGAUUGAUUGGCUUCCCGGGGCCUCCCGGCCGCCCCGGACCCAUGGGACCAAUGGGUCCAGUUGGAGUUCCGGGAAGACCGGGACCACCCGGACCCCCUGGACCAAAAGGACAGCAAGGCAACAGAGGACUUGGUUUUUAUGGAGAAAAGGGUGAAAAGGGUGACAUGGGACAGCCAGGACCCAAUGGGAUCCCAUCAGACAACAACCGUGAGAGCGUAGGGCCCACGAAGGAAGUGUUCCAUCCUCAUCUGUACAAGGGUGAAAAAGGAAGCACAGGGGAACCAGGAAGAGUGGGCAUUUCCUUGAAGGGGGAAGAAGGAAUCAUGGGCUUUCCAGGACUCCGGGGUUACGCUGGUGUAGAUGGUGAACAAGGUGCCAAAGGACAGAAAGGAAGCAGAGGACUGGAUGGCUACCCAGGCCCUGAUGGGCCCCGAGGACCCAAGGGAGAAGUGGGUGACCGAGGCCUCCCAGGCCCACCUGUCCCCUUCCCCCAUCCUUCCCUGGCUAAAGGUGGCAGAGGUGACCCGGGAUUUCCAGGGGCCUAUGGGGAGCCAGGAACACGGGGUCUGCCAGGGGACCCUGGCCCAGUAGGCUUCCCCGGCACGUCCAGCAUAAGUGAAGGUGGGCGGAGAGGCGCCCCAGGUGAAAUGGGACCCAAAGGCUUCAUAGGAGAACCAGGCAUCCCUGCGCUCUACCCCGGUUCACCAGGACUUGAAGGGAGGGCAGGACCUCCAGGACUCCAAGGGCCUGCGGGACCACGGGGACCAGAUGGUUUCCUUUUUGGCCUUAAAGGAACACCAGGACAGGAGGGCCUUCCUGGGGCUCCAGGUUUCCCUGGGGCUCGAGGACAGAAAGGAUGGAAAGGUGAUUAUGGGGACUGUAAAUGUGCCGAUGAUCAGUUCAUCAGGGGUCUUCCAGGACCACCUGGACCCAGGGGCUUCCCAGGCACCCAUGGGGAGCCAGGGAGGAAAGGGUUCCAAGGAGACCCUGGCCAUCACGGCACACCUGGGUUCCAAGGGCUCAAGGGACCCCCUGGUGACUUCGGACCUCCUGGACCCAAAGGAAUAAAGGGAGAUUCUAGAACAAUUACUACCAAAGGUGAGAAGGGACAACCAGGUAUCCCAGGUGUGCCUGGGAUAAAAGGUGGCGACGGCAUUCCGGGGCGUGACGGGCUCGACGGAUUCCCAGGCUUUCCAGGCCCUCCUGGUGAUGGCAUCAAAGGACCCCCAGGGGAUGCAGGCUACCCAGGAGCACCCGGCACUAAGGGCGUUCCAGGAGAAAGGGGGCCCCCGGGACUGGGCCUCCCGGGUCCCAAAGGCCAGCGUGGUUUCCCUGGAGAUGUUGGAGUCCCUGGAGUCCCAGGCCUCCCCGGACCUCCGGGCCCCCCAGGCCCUCCAGGAAAAAUAGAUUGUGACACAGGUGUGAAAAGACCCAUUGGAGGUGAUGGACAGGAUGUCAUCCAGCCAGGUUGCAUUGGAGGGCCCAAGGGAUUGCCGGGCCAGCCAGGCCCCCCAGGCCCCACAGGUGCCAAAGGCCUCAGAGGGAUACCAGGAUUCCCAGGAGCAGAUGGACCACCAGGACCCAAGGGUCUCGCCGGAGAUCCAGGGCGUGAAGGGUUCCCAGGACCCCCAGGGUUCGUGGGGCCCCGAGGAUCCAAAGGCUUGAUGGGCCUCCCUGGCCCUGAUGGACUCCCAGGUCCCAGCGGCCUACCAGGACCAGUCGGACCCCCAGGGGACAGGGGCCUUCCUGGUGAAGUCCUGGGAGCCCAGCCUGGAUCCCGGGGAGAUGCUGGACUGCCUGGACACCCUGGGCUGAAAGGCCUUCCCGGAGAAAGAGGUGCACCUGGAUUCAGGGGAAGCCAAGGGAUGCCAGGAAUGCCAGGCCUGAAGGGUAUCCCCGGCUUCCCAGGACCUCUCGGCCAACCGGGGCUGCCCGGGCCACCAGGGCUGCGUGGCUUCCCUGGAGCUCCGGGCCAGGAGGGGCCCUUGGGGCUGCCCGGCACCAUAGGCCACGAAGGUCUGCCUGGAGAAAGAGGGGACCCAGGCGACACAGGGGUCCCUGGCCCCUUGGGCAUGAAAGGUGUCCCCGGUGAUAGAGGCGAUCUUGGUUUCUCGGGCGAGAGAGGCCCGCCGGGACAGCCUGGCCUUGUGGGGAUGGCUGGAAUGCCCGGUGCCCCCGGACUGAAAGGGGAGAGAGGUUCUCCGGGGAUGGAUGGUUUCCAAGGCAUGCUUGGGCCCCAAGGAAGACCCGGGCUUCCAGGAAGCAAAGGAGAAGCCGGACUGUUCGGAGUUCCAGGGGGAAAGGGGCUGGCUGGCCAGCCAGGCGUGAAAGGAAACCGAGGGGAGCCAGGCCCCCCAGGACCACCUCCCAUCAUCCAGCCACAUAUAAUUGUACAGUUUAAAGGGGAGAAAGGAGAUGAAGGACCUAUGGGUUUGAAAGGCUUCCUGGGUCUAAAAGGCCUUCCAGGAAUGCCAGGGAUCCCCGGACUGUCGGGCAGCCCUGGGCUGCCUGGGCAGCCCGGCUACGUCAAAGGAGUCAAAGGAGACGUCGGAGCUCCCGGCAUACCUGGUUUGCCAGGGUUUCCUGGUGUGCCCGGUUCCCCCGGAAUUCUAGGGUUUCCAGGCGUCACAGGAAGUAGGGGUGACAAGGGUUCUCCUGGGAGAACAGGUCUUUAUGGCGAGGCUGGCCCCACAGGUGACAUCGGUGAUAUUGGAGACACUAUAAAUUUACCAGGAAGCCCAGGCCUGAAAGGGGAACGAGGUAUCACUGGAGCACCAGGUCUGAAGGGAUUCUUUGGACAGAAAGGAGCAGAAGGUGAUAUCGGCUUCCCUGGGAUAACAGGCAUAGCAGGAGCCCAAGGCCCUCCCGGACUUACAGGGCAAACAGGCUUUCCAGGACAGGCGGGCCUGAGAGGGCAGCAAGGAGACCCUGGCCGGGUUGGAGUGCCUGGCCAGAAAGGAGAUUAUGGCUGGCCAGGUGUUCCAGGCUUACCAGGUUUACCGGGCAUCCAAGGCAUCGGUGGAUUACACGGCCUGCCAGGCACCAAAGGCUCUCCAGGAUCCCCAGGUGAAGACCUCCACGGAGACCCAGGUUUCCCAGGUGCUGCUGGGGACAGGGGCGAGCCAGGAGAGCCCAACACCCUUCCAGGCCCUGCCGGAGUCCCAGGACAAAAAGGGGAGCGAGGAGCUCCAGGGCAACGAGGCCCAAUGGGGAGUCCAGGACUUCAGGGGUUUCCAGGCGUCACACCCCCUUCCAACAUUUCUGGGUUGCCUGGCGACCAAGGGCCGGCGGGGAUAUUUGGCCUGAAAGGUUACCCAGGCCUCCCAGGGCCUCCUGGGCCUGCUGCUCUUCCUGGAAGCAAAGGAGACGAGGGGAACCCAGGAGCUCCAGGAAAUCCAGGGACCAAAGGAUGGGUUGGGGACCCCGGGCCCCAGGGCCGGCCUGGCGUGUAUGGUCUUCCAGGAGAAAGAGGACCCAGGGGUGAGCAAGGAUUCAUGGGAAACACAGGAAUCACGGGAAGUGUGGGCGACCGAGGCCCGAAGGGACCCAAAGGAGACCGAGGACUCCCGGGUGCCCCUGGUCCUUUGGGACCCCCAGGGAUUGCAGGAAUCCCCCAGAAGAUCACUGUCCAGCCCGGGCCGAUGGGUCCACAGGGAAAAAGAGGCCCCCCAGGCGCACAGGGAGAGAUGGGACCCCAAGGUCCCCCAGGAGAACCAGGUUUACGCGGGCAUCCAGGGAAGGCCGGGGCCCAGGGAAGAGGCGGUGUGUCUGCCACGCCCGGAUUCCGAGGAGAGCUGGGACCCGUGGGGCACCAGGGGCCAGUCGGCCAGGAGGGGGAGCCAGGCCGCCCAGGGACCCCCGGCCUGCCCGGCAUGCCUGGCCGCAGUGUCAGCAUUGGCUACCUCCUGGUGAAGCACAGUCAGACAGACCAGGAGCCCAUGUGCCCCGUGGGCAUGAACAAGCUCUGGAGUGGAUACAGCCUGCUGUACUUUGAAGGCCAGGAGAAAGCCCACAACCAGGACCUGGGGCUGGCGGGCUCCUGCCUGGCUCGGUUCAGCACCAUGCCCUUUCUGUACUGCAACCCUGGGGACAUCUGCUACUAUGCCAGCCGGAAUGACAAGUCCUACUGGCUCUCCACCACUGCCCCGCUGCCCAUGAUGCCUGUUGCUGAGGACGAAAUCAAGCCCUACAUCAGCCGCUGCUCCGUGUGCGAGGCCCCGGCCGUCGCCAUAGCAGUCCACAGUCAAGAUGUCUCCAUCCCCCACUGCCCGGCUGGAUGGCGGAGCCUGUGGAUUGGAUAUUCCUUCCUCAUGCACACUGCCGCAGGUGAUGAAGGUGGUGGCCAGUCGCUGAUGUCACCAGGCAGCUGUCUGGAGGACUUCCGUGCCACGCCAUUCAUCGAGUGCAACGGGGGGCGGGGGACCUGCCACUACUUUGCCAACAAGUACAGCUUUUGGCUCACCACCAUCCCUGAGCAGAACUUCCAGAGCUCUCCCUCCCCCGACACGCUCAAAGCGGGGCUCAUCCGGACGCACAUCAGCCGCUGCCAGGUGUGCAUGAAGAACCUGUGAUGCGCGGUCCUGGGGCUGCCCCACCCGAUGCACUUCUCUGCAGGUUUGCCUCCAGCCUGGGGGGCCACGUCGGUGCUUAACUUAUUACCUCAGGUGCUGACCCAAACAAUGACUUCAUGUUUUUCUUUAAAAACAAACAAACAAAAAAGUCCACCAAAGGAUUCAGCACCAGCUCCUAUACCAAAUAGCCACUUGUCAUCCAUCCACAGGUGCUAGCCACUGUGCUUACUCUGCAGAAUGAAGCCCUCCCUAUGAACUCCUGACCCUCCAAAAGGGAAAAUAGUUAACAGCCCCAGCACUCCCCAUCAGGCCAUACUAGACUUUUACACGCCAGGUACAACUAACGUCUUCACAUGUACCUGCACUUCAUAUAGUCACUGCACUUUCAAACCCCACAGACAACCUGCUUACUUAACUCACUUAAUGGGAUGGUGUAGACAAAUGAAGCCGUACAGCCCGAGGGCUCCCGAACUCAUGCCCACUGUUCCCCCAUAAGGUCUCCUAGGGAUUGGCCCCCAUCCUGUCCCCCAAGCCAACAUGAUGACAGCAUGCUCUUCUCCCAAAUUCUCAUGAUGUGAAUUAUCCCCACCCCUCGAGGCCAGAAAGACGCUGGCAGUCACAUACCAGCUGUCAUUCUUUCCACCACACCCGUACAGACCAUUGGGUUUGACAAAACUUCAAUAGCAACAAAGACCAACUGUCUGUUGUCGGCCAGGCUACUUGACAGCAAACAUGUACAGUCAGAAGUACUGUUUUCACUGGCCCCAGGCUGUCCUGAGAUUUACCCUCCUUUUUUUGUUGUAAAUUGUAUUAAUGUUCUGUAUAAUGACUAUGGAAUAAACAUUGAUUUUGGACAUCUUUA
This is a messenger RNA of Artibeus jamaicensis (Jamaican fruit-eating bat), 6231 nucleotides long. RefSeq names its product collagen type IV alpha 2 chain (gene COL4A2). The record is from RefSeq and is a predicted model, not a curated record. The coding region runs from base 231 to 5369 and encodes 1712 amino acids. Lineage: Eukaryota; Metazoa; Chordata; Mammalia; Chiroptera; Phyllostomidae. Gene Ontology annotation, molecular function: extracellular matrix structural constituent. Gene Ontology annotation, cellular component: basement membrane; collagen trimer. The transcript has 48 exons.